AGAUCAAUGUUACUUGCAUUGUCUGCUAAGAACAAAAUUGGUUUUGUUGAUGGUAGUUUUAUCAAACCUGAUUUUGGCACAGCUGAACACAAGGCCUGGGAAAGAUGUAAUGAUCUAGUGUGCUCACUGAUUUUAGGGAAUUUGAAUGAGACUAUAACCAAAAGUGUUAUGUUCAUGAAAUCUGCAAGAGAUAUUUGGACUGAUUUGGAAGACAGAUUUGGUUUUGCAUCACUAGCACAGAUUUAUUCUCUUGAGCAAAAAUUGGCUGAAAUAAGCCAAGGAGAUAAAUCUGUAGCUGAGUUCUUCACUGAAAUCAAAUCUGUGUGGGAUGCAAUUGAGGAAGCAAAUCCUUUACCAUACUGUACUUGCAAUAAUUGUACCUGUAAUGUGACAAAGAAAUUUUUUCAGAGGCAACAAGAGAGAAUGGUGAUGCAGUUUAUGAUGAAACUCAAUGAUCAUUUUGCUACUAUUAGAGGAAAUGUACUGAUGGUUCCAACUUUGCCCAAGGUAUCUGAAGCUUACAGGUUAUUUUCUCAAGAAGAGAGGUACAAGGAGGUUUCUCAAGCUAGUAAUCAAGUUGAAACACUGGCGUUUGCAGCUGAGAAAAGGAGGUUUACUGGAGAUCAUUGGAACUCUAGCAACAAAACUUACAAAACUGGUUUUCAGACAGGUUAUCAAUCUGGUUCUCAGAAAUCUGGAGGAACCAAUAGAUUUAGUAGACCAGGAUCCAACUACUACUGCACACAUUGUCAAACACAGGGACACAGUGUGGAGAGAUGCUUCAAGAUUCAUGGUUAUCCACCUGGCUACAAGACUGCAAGAGACAAUAAGGUUGCAGCAGUUUCAUUUGGUGACAAUUCUAAUAACAGUGUGCCAGAGUUGCCACAAACUGAAGCAUCUCCAACUAUCACAGUGGAGCAAUAUCAGCAGCUUAUGGAUAUGUUGUCUAAACAACAACAACAGAAUGCUAAUACCAAUCCUAACCUGGCUAUGAUGGCAGCAAGGGAGGCUGAUUCCUCUUGGUGAUAUGAAAUCAGGUCUAUACAAGUUGGGAGAACAAGAAUCUGAGAAAGUCAACCCUGUCCAAACACACAUCUGUAAUGUGGCUUGUUCAUCCACAGUAGAUAAUGCUAAAUUGUGGCAUUUAAGACUUGGACACUUACCUUUUAAUAGACUGAAACUAAUAAAUCCUAGUUGUGAUGUGUCUGCUUGUUUACAAGACACCAUUUGCCAAGUGUGUCCUGCUGCAAAGCAAACUAGGUUGAGUUUUCCUCACAGUAGUAUUAAGUCAACUAAGCCAUUUGAUCUUGUACACAUAGAUGUUUGGGGUCCUCAUGCUGUAAAAACACC
Molecule: messenger RNA, 1350 nt
Organism: Spinacia oleracea (spinach)
Lineage: Eukaryota; Viridiplantae; Streptophyta; Magnoliopsida; Caryophyllales; Amaranthaceae
Exons: 2
Coding region: 7-1026 (339 amino acids)
Source: RefSeq, a predicted model, not a curated record